Messenger RNA from Wickerhamiella sorbophila, 807 nucleotides. RefSeq lists its product as hypothetical. The transcript has a single exon. The record is from RefSeq and is a predicted model, not a curated record. Bases 1 to 807 code for a protein of 268 amino acids. NCBI's taxonomy places the organism in Eukaryota, Fungi, Ascomycota, Dipodascomycetes, Dipodascales, Trichomonascaceae.
AUGUCAAAACGAGACAGACGCACGCUGGAACCGAUCAAAACAAUCAGUGUUUUUUCGACUGGCACGCUUGACAGAGUGCACAAGCUUGAUUUUUCGCAUCCUAGACAUCGGUUUGAUGAAAUUGACUGGUCUAGGCCUUCUGAUUUUUCUCUGCGCGCCCUGCACAGCCGGCCUCCUCAGCGCAUCGCCGAACCGCUGGCAGCUACCUACCUCGAGACUGAGAUGAAACGGCCUGAAUUUGCUGCAAGCAAGCUAAAAUCCACAAUUCCCAACCGUAAUGUCGCCGAUAUCGACCCCAUAUCAAUAAUAACCAGCCAACAGCCCCGGCCCCUGCUUGUUUUGGGAUCAACGCCGCUGGCAGAAAUACCCCAGAACCUCUCUGAAUACAAAACUAUGAACAAUGCGAAAACUGCGAGCCAGAUGCCUGCUCAGAUACUGGCUACUCCUCACAAACGUGCUCGUGAGGCACCGAUCUUCGAGUCUGCCAUGAAGCGACGAGCGCCAGGCGGAUCAGCGUUCGAGACGCCGCGGAAAAGCGCAGAUGUUAGCUUCACCGAUGCAGAUGACAGCUUCAGUCGUGUUUCCACCGAACAGCUGCUGCGUAUGGUGGACUCUGGUCUAGUUGAUACCCCGGAGCCCAGUGCAUCACCCCGAGUCCGAUCUGCGGCACCAGGCCCUUCACCAAAAGUCUCAUCGCUCGUGUAUGCGUACACAACUGCUGGCAGAGAAAACUCCCGGAUGUGGACUCGGCAACCGAAUCCGUGGCAGGUCGAGAACAUGCCGCCGCCGACUUGGCGACCUCGUUGA